This is a messenger RNA of Cylicocyclus nassatus, 1120 nucleotides long. NCBI's taxonomy places the organism in Eukaryota, Metazoa, Nematoda, Chromadorea, Rhabditida, Strongylidae. The record is from the annotation of a GenBank genome assembly.
AACAAUGAAUGAAUCACCCUCCUUUGCCGAUCUGCCUCCAGAAAUGACCGAAAAAAUCCUGGAAAACGUAGAUGCGAGCGAUCUUCGCACCGCCCAGCAAGUGUGCGUUCAGUGGAGGGAGAUAAUCAACAGGCGGCGACAUGCGAUGAAACGACUACGGGUCAAAGAGAUUUAUAUCAGUGAUGGCCAGGAUGCAGUCGUAGCCACAAUUACGCAUCUUUUCCCUUCAUGGGAGAUGGUCUCAACACUGAAGAUUCAUGAUUAUGAACGAUUAUUCGACUGUAUAUGGAUCUAUGCACCGAAAAAAUUGAAUAUUAACGCUACUAGGAAUGAUCUACGAAAGUCACUAGAAGGAAUUCCUGACUGGUGGUUCCAAGGCAUCCAGAUGCUUGGAAUAUACGAAAGUGCCUGCGAUAUUGAUGCACUGUCUCUAGUCUCCAGAGCUCCGCAAUGUGCAUCGCUUCGAAUCGACCCUUGCUUCACCAUCGACAGUGUCACCUCGCUGCUCGACUGCAUGAAACAGAUUCACGAACUCAAGUACAUAGGAUUCGUAGUGCUGCCAAAACAAUCACUGCCGAUGAUUCGACCAUAGAUGCGUUAAUUCCCCUUUCCAUCGCGUGCCCGGAGGGACUACAAUCGUUUUGGGUGGACUCAAUUUCUACGGAUUUCUCGCUACCAAAGAUGUUUGAGUUAUUCGAGAAAGGCCAUUUCUCUCCGCGAUGUUCGUUGUUGUUUGAGAAAGUGCACGGCUCGGAUUUGGCCCUACGCAAUUGGAUUAACGCCCAUGCACAGCAAGUCUUGUACAUAUCGCAACAGACUUACAACUUCUCCUAUCGCAACGUAGAGAUCGGCAUAUCUGUGGAGCAGUUUGUGCCUUAAUACUGUGAUAACACUGUGACUUAUCCUGUAGAUGUACAUACUGUAAAUUACUAGUCAUAGCCUUGUUGAUUUGUUAUCUAUGAGAUUAUUCGGGCAGCUGAAGUGCUAUUUAUUUAAUACCCUUUCACUUAUGUGCAAAUGCUUUUCGAGCAGCUUCAGCACCUCUUUGGCUACCAACUUGCGCUGAUCUCAAUCUGCUUAGCAAUGUAAACGAAUUCUUAAGUUAUUCCGAAGUGCUGAU